AUGAAGCUGAGGUGGCCAAAUUUUCUCUUUUGCACAAUCAUUGCCAUUGCUUCUGCCACAACGAAUUCGUCGGCUUUAUCUGUUACACCUUCUCCUUCAUUGUCCGCUGUUCCUUCCUCCUCCUCUGGCAGUGCGUCUUUGACAGCAUUCACCGGAAACACCGCCAGCAGUCGUCAAGAAUGGCGCGACUACGAUAUCAAUACCGACUAUACAACGAUCGUGCCUCAAACGAACAUCACACGUGAAUAUUGGUUUAAUCUUGAAUAUGUAACAGUUGCCCCUGAUGGUCCCUCGAGAUCGGCUAUUUCAAUCUAUAACUCUAUCCCUGGUCCAACUAUCAAAGUAAAUUGGGGCGAUGAGGUUAUCGUUCACCUCACGAAUAGCCUGCCUAGCAUCCUGCAGAAUGGAACUAGCAUUCACUUCCAUGGCAUCCGCCAAUUUUACAUAAACCAAAAUGAUGGGGCUGUAUCAAUAACUCAAUGUCCCACUGCACCGAACAAGACCAUUACAUACAAGUGGCGGGCUAUGCAAUACGGCACUAGUUGGUAUCACAGUCACAUUGGACUUCAAGCAUGGGAGGAGCUGCUUGGUGGAAUUGUAAUCAAUGUACCAGCUAGUGCAGACUACGAUGAAGACAAGGGCGUGAUUAUCAUGAAUGACUGGAAUUACAACACGGUGGACCAGCUAUUCACAACUGCUAAAAAAGACUGA
This is a messenger RNA of Penicillium nucicola, 711 nucleotides long. RefSeq lists its product as uncharacterized. Gene Ontology annotation, molecular function: copper ion binding; oxidoreductase activity. The coding region runs from base 1 to 711 and encodes 236 amino acids. The record is from RefSeq and is a predicted model, not a curated record. The transcript has 2 exons. Lineage: Eukaryota; Fungi; Ascomycota; Eurotiomycetes; Eurotiales; Aspergillaceae.